Molecule: messenger RNA, 2394 nt
Organism: Cucurbita moschata (crookneck pumpkin)
Lineage: Eukaryota; Viridiplantae; Streptophyta; Magnoliopsida; Cucurbitales; Cucurbitaceae
Product: silicon efflux transporter LSI2-like
Exons: 3
Coding region: 620-2209 (529 amino acids)
Biological process (GO): transmembrane transport
Cellular component (GO): membrane
Source: RefSeq, a predicted model, not a curated record
UGAAAUUUGUUAACAUCCCAAUCAAAUUCUUGUUGAUUGGAGAUUUGAAGAUUUGAAGAUUUGAAGCUCCAUGAUUAAGUCAUGAGAGCUUGAAGCUGCCCUUUCCUGAAGUAUGUGAAAAACCUGCAUUUACAUUUCGUUGUUAGAUCAAAUUCUUGUUGUUGGUCAAUGAAUUUCGUAAUUCCAUUAUUGUUCUUGGAAGAUUUGGAUUCUGAAUUCCAUGGCAAUGGCUAAUUUGAGGGUGACAAGGCCGAGUUUCAAAGCACUGUUUAAAACCAUAUUGAUAUCUUUAUAAUUCAAAAAGUUGUAGCUAUUAGAUUAAUAUUGGUUCUUGAACUUUAUGUUAAUUAAUGUUACAUAGCUAGUGGACUUCUUCUUAUCUUCAAAGUUAAAAAUAUAGAUGAAGUGUGAACAAGUUGGCUCAAUCAGCAUUUAUCUCUUAGUAAGUUGUAUAAAUUCUUCACAGAUGGUUUAUGUUCAGAAAUUUUGUCAUCGUUUCAAGCUACAUAGAUCAGAAGUUGAAUCAAGAUACUCUCGGCUACUCUGGUGCUGAAACGACAUUCGAAAAAUUCGAGUCAAUCAGGUUCAAGGCUGACUCGAGUCGAAUCUUGUUGCGAAAAUGGCGAUGGAUCAUACUGUAAAAGUGAUUCUAGGCUCAAUUGCCUUUGCAACGUUCUGGUUAUUAGCUGUUUUCCCUGCUAUCCCAUUUCUACCAGUUGGGAGAACUGCAGGGUCUCUCCUGGGGGCAAUGCUAAUGGUCGUGUUCCGAGUCCUAACUCCAGACCAAGCGUAUGCGGCCAUUGAUCUCCCAAUACUUGGUCUUCUAUUUGGGACAAUGGUAGUAAGUGUUUAUCUUGAAAGAGCUGAUAUGUUCAAGUAUUUGGGUAAGGUGCUGUCAUGGAGGAGUAAAGGAGCAAAGGAUUUGAUUUGUCGAGUGUGUCUGAUAUCUGCAAUUUCAAGUGCUUUCUUCACCAACGACACGUCGUGUGUGGUUUUGACCGAGUUCGUUUUGAAAAUUGCUAGGCAACAUAAUCUUCCACCUCGUCCCUUCCUUCUUGCCCUUGCAUCAAGUGCAAACAUUGGUUCUUCAGCCACACCUAUUGGCAACCCCCAAAACUUGGUGAUAGCUGUUCAGAGUAAAAUCCCUUUUGGAGAAUUUGUGGUUGGAAUACUCCCAGCUAUGCUUGUUGGUGUUGUUGUAAACGCUUUAAUUAUUCUUAUCCUAUAUUGGAAAUUGCUAUCUGUUCAAAAGGAUGAAGAAGAUCCAUCCUCAGAAAUUGUAGCAGAUGAAGUUGUUCUUUCUCAUAGAUUUUCACCUGCCAGAUUGUCACACACACAAAUUCCAUCCCUUAACUCUCCGGAAUGGGAAUCUCGGUUGGAUUCGAUGAACGCAAACGUCGAAACUCAAAGAUCAGUAAGUUCAAAAGAAAAUGAAAUCCACAGGUCUCAUAGUGCUUUGACAGAGUCGGCAAGAAUAUCAGAUGCAUCUUCUCUUAAAAGGGAAGAAGGGUUUUCUUCUAAGAGCCUAAACUCAAUGGAUAAACAGAAAGAAUCAGUAUCUUUACCGUCCUCUGAAGAAAAGGAGCAUUGGAGCACAAAAUGGAGAAGGAUUGCAUGGAAAUGCUGCGUUUAUCUUGUGACUAUAGGAAUGCUUGUUGCUCUGUUGAUGGGGCUGAACAUGUCAUGGACUGCAGUGACUGCUGCACUCGCUCUUGUGGUUCUUGAUUUCAAGGAUGCUCAGCCAUGCCUAGAAAAGGUUUCCUAUUCACUUUUAGUGUUCUUUUGUGGGAUGUUCAUGACGGUUGAUGGGUUCAACAAGACUGGACUGCCAAGUGCUUUUUGGGAUUUCAUGGAGCCGCAUGCUCAGAUUGAUCGUGUUUCUGGGACUGUUGUGCUUGCUCUUGUCAUACUAUACCUCUCAAACUUGGCUUCAAACGUGCCUACUGUUCUACUGCUUGGAGCACGUGUCGCCGCGUCGGCUGCUGCGAUAUCUCCAAUGGAAGAGAAACGGGCAUGGCUGCUUUUAGCUUGGAUCAGUACUGUGGCUGGAAAUCUCUCAUUGUUAGGCUCAGCUGCCAACUUGAUUGUGUGCGAGCAGGCUCGCCGCACUCCACAGCUAAGCUACAAUUUGUCCUUCUGGAAUCAUCUUAAGUUUGGAGUUCCCUCAACUCUCAUUGUCACUGCCAUUGGUUUAGUUCUUAUAAAGUGAUUUCCUUUUGUUUUUUUCUUGCUUUUUUUAUGAAUGAUUAGAACUGUAGAUUUCGUUUGAAGUUCAUCAAUAGAUAUGAAGAGUGUUUCCUUGAUAAAAGUCUGUACAAAUUUAUGUAUGACACAAUUGUUCCAAAUAUGGUUGAGUUGAGAAUCGAUAUGAAUUGAUAAAUACCCAUUUUUUAA